AUGCUGAAUGGCAUCCACAGUCACAGCCCACAUUCCCCUGCAGCUCCCAGGCAACACAAAUAUCCUACAAGAGUACUCCCAGAAGAAGCAAGCUGGUCUACUACGCCAUCAUCGAUUACUACUGAGUUAGCCAUGAGGGAAUUAGAAGGCAACACCUGUACAUUCAUGAUGGAUGCCAAGGCCAACAAGCACCAAAUCAGACAGACUGGAAAGAAACUCUUUGACAUGAAUGCGGCCAAAGUCAGUGCCCUACUUAAACCUAAUGGACAGAAGUUACAUCUUCAGCUUGCUCCUGAUCAUGCUGAUUCAAAUGUUGCCAAUAAAACUGGGAUUGUCUUAACUUAG
Molecule: messenger RNA, 345 nt
Organism: Mesocricetus auratus (golden hamster)
Lineage: Eukaryota; Metazoa; Chordata; Mammalia; Rodentia; Cricetidae
Product: 60S ribosomal protein L23a-like
Exons: 1
Coding region: 1-345 (114 amino acids)
Biological process (GO): translation; ribosomal large subunit assembly
Cellular component (GO): cytosolic large ribosomal subunit; ribosome
Molecular function (GO): structural constituent of ribosome
Source: RefSeq, a predicted model, not a curated record